Molecule: messenger RNA, 645 nt
Organism: Penicillium canariense
Lineage: Eukaryota; Fungi; Ascomycota; Eurotiomycetes; Eurotiales; Aspergillaceae
Exons: 1
Coding region: 1-645 (214 amino acids)
Source: RefSeq, a predicted model, not a curated record
AUGGGCUUGAUACGAGCCGUCGCUUUCUGCGGCCUGGUGACCGAUCUACUUCAGCAACUCCUCGACGCCAGCGCAGAAACUCGCCUCAUCGUCUGUGGCACCAGAACCGAGUUCCUGGUACAAUUAUCUGCCGCUAUUCAGUUACAACGUGCUGAUCCAAAUUACGUACUGCGUCACGACCUGCUCACGAAGACCAUCGGACUAUUGGCAAAUGCGAGCACAAUUAAACUGACGUUCUGUCCGUCUCUGGAGAGUCUCCGGGCCUACCUUUCAGUCUUAGUUCCAGAUAAUGCGGUCUCACGUGGAACUGAAAGUCCCCAGGGCAACGCGAUGCUAGCGAUUCUGGAUAUGGUAGCCCUGCAUGGGACAACUACCGAGUUCUCCGCGCAGGGACUAUCGAGAACAUUUGCUGCUUCUGUCGAGUCUGCCUCCCGCGCCAAAAUGGACCUGAUGCUCUGUGAAUGCACCAAUGCUGUGAACACUACGAGCGCUGAUUGGGGAGCGAAACUAUGGGAUACGCAAGUUCCCCUACUUAACGGUUCUGUUCGACUACGCGGUGAAGAAGGAAGCUGGGGUGGGCGCGGUGUGUCUGUAAAGCAAGUUGCCCAACGCUGGUUCCAAUUCGGCGAAGGGAAGCACGUAUAA